This is a messenger RNA of Argiope bruennichi, 6712 nucleotides long. RefSeq names its product cell adhesion molecule DSCAM-like. Gene Ontology annotation, molecular function: protein binding. The record is from RefSeq and is a predicted model, not a curated record. The transcript has 16 exons. The coding region runs from base 460 to 2940 and encodes 826 amino acids. NCBI's taxonomy places the organism in Eukaryota, Metazoa, Arthropoda, Arachnida, Araneae, Araneidae.
CUUACUUUCUCUCUUUCCUUUUCUUUUCUUUAUUUGUUUCCAAUAUGUAGAAUUUACUUCACAAAAAUAAGAAGAUAGUUUUUAAAAUGAAGAAAAGAAAAAUUUUAUAAAAACUGAUCCUUUGACAGCAAACGCUAAUACCAGAGAAGUCCCCAUCUUUUCUCUUCAGAAGUGUAGCUUCUUACCUUCCCAACCUACACCAAAUACUGGAAUCUUCCAUUACGUCCUUGUUCCAAAGAGUGUUUCAUAGAACUGUCAGAGUGUGGCGCUAACAUAGGCUUCAGAAUGGGCCUGGACUCGACCACAUCAACAUGUCCUGAACUAGCUCCUGCCAGCUCGAAGAACCUACUUCUCACAGCAUUUCGGUUCUCCAAGUCCGGUUUGUGGAUAAUCAUUUCUUGGAUCCAGUGAACUUCGGUUGUGUUUUCAAUUUGUGUGUCACAUGUGUGUCCUCUAAAUAUGGAUAUGCUACAAUUUACGAGAUGGUUAAUCCACAGAACUAGCAAACCACCACCUGUGAUAUCGAACAGAAGAGCGAGUAGAUAUCUGGUCUUGGAUAAUUAUAAAAUUCAGUGGAUUGCUUUAUGUGUUAUUAUGUGUUUUAGGGAAAUAUAUUGUGAUGAAAAAGUUCGAAUUCAACCAUUUCAUUUUCCAACAAGCGCGAAAGAAGGACAUAAAGUGCAAGUAAUAUGUGGUUUGCUGGAAGGUGAUCCUCCAGUUCAUUUCAUAUGGCAAAAGAAUGGUGAAUCUGUGAGUACAAGUAACAAUGUGAAUAUUAUGACCCAUCCUGAUUUUUCGAGACUUAUGAUCAAUGAUGUGGAUGUACAGAGCUCAGGAAACUAUACGUGCAUCGCUAAGAAUAACCAAGGUCAAGAUUCUUACACAGCCCAUUUAGCUGUUAGAGGUCCCCCCAAAUGGUUAAAAGAACCCACCGACACUUCGACAUCAGUCGGGGAAUAUGUGACAUUACCGUGUGCUACCUUCGGCUAUCCUACUCCUGACGUCACCUGGAGGAAGGCCAACGAUUCGUCCCCAGAUCACUGGAUGCAUCUGGUCAACAAUCGGCACAUUCGAUUGGAAAGCAACGGUUCCUUGACCAUCAUCAAUGUGCAGAAUGAAGAUUCCGGACACUAUCAGUGCCAAGUGAGCAAUGGGAUUGGGGAAGGUCUUAAAAAGACAGUUUCGCUCAGCAUUAAAGUUCCAGCUCGAUUCGAGAAUAAAUUCCAAGUUGAAACUGUGCGUUGGGGAGAAACGGCCAUUUUGCACUGUGAAGCAUUUGGCGACAAACCUAUCACUUUAACAUGGACCAAAAGCCAAAUGCCAAUAUCCGAAAAGGAAAGCACGAGGUAUGAAGUGUACGACAGUACUUCUGAGCUGGGAACAACGUCAGAACUUCAUGUUCAAGUGACUGACCGUGAGGACAAUGGAUUGUAUGUUUGCAUCGCGAAGAACGCUUUUGGAAAAGACGAGCGGACCGUCAAACUAGUUGUACUCGAGGUUCCUGGUCCCCCAAGCGAUGUUCGCGUGGAGCAGACUUGGAGUCAAAGUGCCACUGUUCGGUGGAACGUUCCUUACGGUGGGAACAGUCCCAUCACUUUCUUCGUCGUUCAGUACUGGAGGGACGCAGGUGCUCCCCACCGGCUCGAGGAGGAAAAGGUGUCGGCCUCUCAGACGUUCACCAUGCUCAAGGACCUUCAGCCGGGCACGUCCUAUGUGGUUCGGGUGUUGGCAGAAAACGAGGUGGGACGAGGAAACCCCUCCGAGUCCCAGCAGUUCCUCACAAAAGAAGCGGAACCUUCAGCUCCACCCACUGAUGUCACAGUUGAGCCUCGUGGAGCAGGAACAUUGAGAGUAAAAUGGAAAACUCCUCCCCGAGAGCAAUGGAAUGGUCAGCUGAAAGGAUAUUACAUCGGCUAUCAGGUGGCAUCUAGCACAGAGCAUUACUCUUUCAAGACUGUCGAAUUCAGCAAACAGGUAGAGGAGGAAUAUCGCUUAACGAACUUUUUAAGAUCCACAGAGUACAAGGUAAUUGUUCAAGCUUUCAACAGUGCGGGAAGUGGACCACCAUCGCAAGCUAUAAUCGCCAAAACAUCCGACACAGAUCCUCCAUCUCCCCCCUUCCUGUGGGUGGACUUCCAGUCACGCUCUAGCAUCGGCCUCAAGUGGAAACACAAAGCACCCCCUCCUUCCAAGAAGGACGACGAAAAAGAAGAGACUCCCGUAGCGGCCCCCGGACACUACACGCUAUAUUACAAAGAUGAAUAUGGACCAUGGAGCGAAAUCACUGUACCCCGGUCUGCGGAGAGGGAGUACACUCUCAGUGGACUACGAGAGGGUACACGAUAUCAAAUAUACAUGAAGGCAACUUCUGAAGCUGGAGACAGUGAUUCCAGCGAUAUGCUUACAGUUAGAACUGAAGGAGGUGCUCUGUCCGACAUGUCUUCUCACCCUAUCGUAGAACGGGGGGAGGACACCCCGAUCUACCUCCGGCUGUCCGUCAUCGCGCCCCUCGGCUCCUCCGUGGGGAUCAUCUUACUGGUGCUAAUCGGGGCCUGUUUCUACGUCAGAAGGGAGGAGAAACGCUACAAAGCAGCUGUGCCAGGCGGUCCCGACCGUCGAUAUUCCUACUGUGGCAGUUCUACUUUGCCUCACCCUCAGCGCUACAAAGACGUGGACAAGAACCGGCCUCUGCUUCGAAUUCCGGGGGUGCCGAUGCCCCCUCAUCCGCCCCCGGAAGGCUAUCCUGCCCCUUAUGCCACCAUGCCCAUACGCUGCGGUAGCGCCAUCACCACGGAGCGGCGCAGGCCCUCUGAAGAGUGCAGAGCUAUCGUGGUGGGAAAGAAUGGAAUGCUUCAUCACGCUACCAUGGAUCGCAAACGUAUGGCUGGCCUCACUAUUCAAGAAACAGCAGAGGUUCACCACUACGACAUGGCAGCCUGAAGGAGGCACAUCAAGUGAAUCAAAAUCAGGCAGCUCAUAUUAUCGAUUAAUUUAUUCGGUUCAUCUGUCGAUUGCUCUUGCUUUAGAAGGGAAAUUAUCGCAUUAAAAAAUUCGAUGUAGAUUAAACUCACGUGUUAUAGGUGUCGUUGCUAUUGUCUCAUCCCCGAAAGUACAAAGAAAAUGGAGAGUUUGAGGUGUCAUUUGAAAAAAAUAAUACUAAUAAACCUGCUCCAGCUGACCAAGUCCAAGAUUGUGCAAAAGUAUCUCUUUGGAAAUCGUCAUUCAAUUUCCAAUAGCAGAAGUAAUGUGGAAAAAAAAAAAAGAGUUCUGAUUGCACAAGUCUUUGUCAUCACUUGUAAAAUCUUCUUCGUAGAAUUAGGAAACGUGAAUGGAUUCCUUCUUACAUCGGGGCUAAUGAAUACACUUAUCACACAUUUAAUUAGGAACAAACAAACUAUUCUUACUAAUAGAAAUGGGAUCAUGUAUGAAACUAAAUCUGAAACUUACAUUUAUAUUGUGGAAACUUUAAAGAAAACGAACGCAAGUUAAAUUUUUCAUUGGAAUGUGCAACUAGUUGAAAUAUUUAGGAAAUAAGAGCAAAAUCUGGAUCAUUGUUCAAGAAAUCGUCUGGAAGCUUAAGUGAUCUCUGACAGAUCUGGUUCAAAUCGAGUCUCGAGCUGUAAUGAAAUUGUUUAUAAUUAAACUUUGAUUAAUCAAAAGUACUUACAAGAUGUCUCAAUAGUGGAAAGUCUGCGUAAAAAAAUUUCUUGCAAGAACCUUCGAACUAGAAUCUUGCAUCAGUGACUGCAAGUAACUCUACAAGAACUAUGGUGUUCCGUUAUUAUUUUGAUGUCUGUCUUUGCCUCUCAUCCUCAAACUCAUCAUCAUUCAUCAAUGUUUCCACCAAGCGCCAUAAAUUUAAGAGCUAGUCGUGUCGGCAGUGUCAACCAAACAUAUCUUAGAGUGACCGGAAGAGAUCUGAUCAGGGUCCCCCUCUUUCAGAUUCGCUGCAAGUCAUGGAAAUCGCCGAUCAUGCCAUCGCAAGGAUGAUGGCUUGUUGUAUAUUUUCUGAAAAAAAAAAUGAAUCUCUUGACUGGAAACGAAAAACAAACUCAUGUAUGUGUAUACCUGAAAAGGUGUGGAUAACUAUGCAAUUACUUAUGCAGUGUUUGUGUCAGACUUAGUUUCGUGAUGUUAGGCAUUAGACGGCUGUUCAAGAGACACAACUAAUUGGAAGAUUGUGAUCAUUUUGCUUAGUCUGAGUAGAAAGAAGGGAUACUACAAGAUAUUACAGAAUAUGUUCUCUUUGUUAUUAUAUGUUUUUAUUAUAAAUUAUUAGACUAAUCUGCUGAGAUUCUAGAAUCAAACAGUUGCUCUUAAAGAUUAUAUUAAAAAAAAACAGGAUAAAUUUCUAGAAAGUAUUUUCGUAUGUAUUCAAUAUUUUUUUAAAACGUGAAAGAAUUUAUUUUUAAAGGAAUUUUAUAUACUGAAUUCAUUUAUUUUUUACUUUCUUUUAGAAUCAAACCGGCUGAUUAGUAUAUAUAUAUAUAAUGCUUAGCUUCAGAAUUAUACAUUAAUUAUACAUUUGUUAGAAAAUUAACCAAUGACAAAAUAUCAUUGCUUUUCUGUACUAGGAAUAAUAUUAAUAAAAGAAUAAUAGAAAAAAUUUCUAACGAUUAAUGAUGAUAAACAGUCGUUAAUUUUUUACAUUCUAAGUCUCAUAGUUUGUUUUAAUAUGGAUAAAUAAGAAAUCUUGAUUAUUUUUUUAAACAUUGUUGCUAUAAAAUAAGCGAGGAAGAAAUAUGAUAUGAUUGUAGUAUUCAUUUUCCUUCUAUUCAGAUUUAAGGCUUAUGACUUGUAAAAAUGUAUUAGGUUGUAUAGCGUUCUGGAUCUGCUGCAAAUGAAGCGUACAGCCAAAUGAUACUAGUCUCAAAAAACUGUUUGAAUUUCGUUUAAAGAACUCAUGCUCAGGAGGUAACUGAAAAUCUCUUAAGACUGUUGAACUUUGGGGCGGCGACUUGUUUUUCGCCCCGCAUUUUUAGGUGCUGAAUAAAAAUUAGCGUCCUUAAAGCUGCGACUGAAUUUUUUGUGAUACUCGUAUAAGUGCAAGUGGAAUUCUGCGAGGUAACUAAAUGAUGUAAAAUAAUUUUACUAUUUACGCACAGUAACAUAAUAAUAAUAACAAUAAAAAAAAAAGUGUAAGAAUAAAACAACUCCGAAUGCAUUUCGAAACUUUUACUAGGGAUCAAAUGUUGUUUCACAUUCGUACUGCUUUGUUUUAUUCAGUAGCGUUCAGCUGUUUUAGAAUGUCACUCGAAUGUUUUUUGCUGUCGAAGAAUGUCAUUUUUCAUUUAUUCGCUUUUAUCAUUGUCAGCUUCAAUACUGUCUUAGCAUCAUCUUCAGAAAACCCUUUCAUCCGACACUCUUGGAGCAUUUUUUUUUCAAUUAGAAUGAAUAUGAGACGGCGUAUUUAUUAUUGGCACAAUUUUUUCUUUCUUAAUAUCAACCGUUUCAUUAUUAUACCAUGGGAUACCAUCUUUAUGAUUUCUCACAUAUUUUAGGUUGUUAGACUAACUGAAAAAAGCCGCCAUAUUUCUAUAAUAGAACACUUUAACGGCAUUUUUUUUUCAUGUUAGAGAAACAUAACUUACUAGCAGUUCUUAACGGUUUGACUGCUUUUUUUUUGCAUCUUGCAGAAACCAAUAUGUUAUUAAGAUUUGUUAUUUUUGCGUUUGAAACAGUAAUCUUAUUUCCGUUCACAUUUAAUGAUAAAGCAAAAUGAGAUUAUUUUAAUAAUAAUGACAUGAAAAUUCUAUUAUUACUUCAUACUUAAUGACGAAUCUAUAUUUUUUAGCAAUCAAUUAAUACAGCCUGAUUGCUAUGAUUUCCAUUUAAAAGACAGGCAAUCAUUUUUAUAUCCCAUCGAAAUUCCAGAAAAUAUUUGAAUUAAGACACAAAAAUCCAAUGUAUAUAUAUAAUUAAUUGUUUGAUAUUUGGUAAUCAGCAUUUUGCAUAAAAUUUAGUAUUAAGAAUUAUUUGUAUUAUUUAUCAAUCCAAUAUAUGAUUCAAAUUUUAAGAAUAAAGAAAUUUUAAGAAAAUAAGUUUUAAAGCCGUGUUUUAAUAUGUUAAGUAAAUACUGAUUGGUAUACAGCAGAAAACCGUUUUCUGUGAAGAAUAUUUAUAUUCAAAUAUUCGAAAUACUUAAAAAUUAGAUUACGAUUUCUUGAAUUUUAGUGGUGAGCAAAAUUAUUUCAAAAAUUGGAAAUGGAUUUCAAGUUAACAAUGUAAAGCUUUUUCGCUUUUCGUUCUAUCCAUAAUGAGAUGAAGGAUAUUAAACAUAAGAUACUUAUGGGUUUUGGUACAGUAUCUAUGCUUGAUAAAGACUAAAAAGCCAUAUCUUUUGUUUUAGAUUCACUAUAUGAAAUCGGUUUAUGCUACCAGCGUGUUGGAUGAAAGCGGUCCUCCUCAUCUUUAUGUAUAAGAAUUAUUAUACUGUAUAUGUAGGAUAUAUCAAUAUUUAUAGCGUCCCACUCACAUGCCUUGGCAUCCUUUUUGUUCCACAGAUGGGCUUAACCAUGUUAUUUUCCAUGCUGCCGCCGCUUACUGCUUACAGGAAACAAUACUCUCUCUGCACAAGAAUUACUCCUUUAAACUCUUAGUGUUGUAUGUAUGUUUGUGUGAUGCGCCUGUAUUACUGCAAAUUCAAUUCACAGCUGGCCUGGGAAUUGAAAAAGGAUGGUAAAAAAAUAAUAAAGUGCAAUACAACUGAGAA